CAGAAAGUUGAAUAGUUGUCAACGAAAUCGAAAAAAAGCCACCUCAGGAAAGCCACAAAUUACAAUUCCUCGUUUUGUCUUCUUUUAAAACAAUUUAAAUAAAAGAACCUAUUAUUAGAUUUAUAGUUUAGAAUAUUGAGGAUAGGAAUAGGAAAUAAAAACAAUUCAAAAUGGGUCUGCCAGAAUUAUUAAAAUUCGACGAAAUGGUCAAGGAUUUCAACAGAAUGAACAAACGCCAGAGUCUCUAUCAGAUCCUUAGCUUUGCGAUGAUUGUCUCAUCGGCAUUGAUGAUCUGGAAAGGAUUGAUGGUGGUGACUGGCAGCGAAUCUCCGAUUGUGGUCGUACUUAGUGGCAGUAUGGAACCGGCUUUCCAUCGAGGUGACUUGUUGUUCCUCACAAACUACAAAGAGGAACCCGUUCGUGUUGGAGAGAUCGUUGUCUUCAAGGUGGAAGGAAGAGAUAUCCCUAUAGUGCAUCGAGUUAUUAAGUUACAUGAAAAAAGCGAUGGAUCAGUCAAGUUCCUUACCAAGGGAGACAAUAACAACGUUGACGACAGAGGACUGUACGCACCCGGGCAGCUGUGGCUCACGAAAAAGGACAUUGUGGGUCGAGCAAGAGGCUUUCUUCCCUACGUUGGCAUAAUCACAAUAUUUAUGAACGAAUAUCCUAAAGUUAAGUGGGCAAUUCUAUCAAUCCUGGCGAUAUUUGUUCUCCUCCAUCGAGAAUAGGACUGUUACAACCUUUCCAGCCUUGUUUGGAGCUAAUUUCAAAAAAUCCUAGCAGGGUAAAAACAAACAAAACACAACAGAAAAGAAACGAAAAAGCAUUUUGGGAAGAAAUCAAAACGGCAACAACAACAACUAUGGUUAAUGCAUUUUUUUAAUUUUUAAAGUUCUUAGAAAAACAAAAAACAAACAAAACAUUGAAAAAAGCAAAUUGUAAAACUUUGUAAGUCGAUCCGAAUUCGAAGUACAUUUGGAUUCACUUAUUUCUUAAUUAUAAACAACAACAAAAAAGACAAAAAUUAUAAAAA
Messenger RNA from Eupeodes corollae, 1033 nucleotides. It is a transcript of the gene twr, whose product is annotated as signal peptidase complex catalytic subunit SEC11A. Gene Ontology annotation, cellular component: membrane; signal peptidase complex. The transcript is spliced from 4 exons. Bases 171 to 728 code for a protein of 185 amino acids. NCBI's taxonomy places the organism in Eukaryota, Metazoa, Arthropoda, Insecta, Diptera, Syrphidae. The record is from RefSeq and is a predicted model, not a curated record. Gene Ontology annotation, molecular function: serine-type endopeptidase activity.